Lymnaea stagnalis (great pond snail) is the source of this 1432-nucleotide messenger RNA. The record is from the annotation of a GenBank genome assembly. Lineage: Eukaryota; Metazoa; Mollusca; Gastropoda; Lymnaeidae.
GCUGGUUUGAUCACAAACAGAAACCAACUGCCGCCAUAUUUUGUGCUUCAAGCUCUCAGGGAUCUACCAGGAAUGGCUGGAUUAUACAUGGCCAUUAUUUUUGGCAGCUCACUGAGCACAUUUUCUUCAGGUAGCAUUUCAGACACAUUAUUAAAUAGCCCAUAUUCUUCAGGUAGCAUUUCAAACCCAUUAUUUAUAUAGUCCUAUUAACUGUGCCACACUAAAAAUUGUAGUGUUUUUAUCUUAAAGUUUCUUUGAUUAUGUUUGUUAAUUUGGGCAGUUAAACGUUUUCCGUUAAAUUAGUAAAGUGUGGCAAUGUGCCACUAUAUAAGAGAAUCCACUCUCAUAGUGUCACUGCUAUGGGUAACCCCAAGCACGUACACAUCCAUUAUCCAUGGUCAUUCAACGUAACACUCAGCCGUGUACUGGCCUUAAAUUUUAUGUAGGUUAUUUAGACGCGGGAAUAACCAUCCCUGCUACGGGGUUGACCCAUGGUCAGCUCGGACGCGGGUUCCCUGUGACUGUGUGUGUGUGUGGGAGGGGGGGCGAACUGGGACUUGAGGUGUGUACAUUUUUUGAGAUUGUGGUGUGGAACGGAUGCGUCGGGUCGAUGGCAGGUGUGAGAGAUUUUCCUGUCGGCUCUGUCAACGCAUUGUACCUUUUACAUUAAAAGCUAUAGUUCUCAGACCUGAUUGUUAUAUUUUGUGAUUUCAUUUACACUGUAAGCUACGCCCCCACUCGGCUACAAAAGCAUAUUUUUAAAUUUUUUGUAGGAAUUAACGCCUUGGCCGCUAACACAGUUGAGGAUAUUCUCAAACCCAGUUUGAGAAGGGUCAAGGAGAGCACCGCGACACUUGUAACUAGACUCGUCGUCUUCGUCUUCGGUAUCGCCAUCACCGGCCUGGCGUACGGGGCGAAGACUCUGAAAGGUCCCGUCACACAGAUGGGUUUCUCCGUCAUUUGGGGCUUAUGGGGGGCCCGUUGUGGGAGUAUUUUUUCUAGGGGCGUCUGUCCCAUGGAGCAACAAAUAUGGCGCCAUGGUAGGGGCUACCGUCGCUCUGGCCCUGAACCUGUGGCUCGCCAUCGGAAACCAAUGUCAUGGAAGUGAAAUCAGAGCACUGCCCGCCCCUGCCGUGGAUCUGUGCUUCGGUAACAGAUCUGUACCAUUCGACAACCACAAGCCAAAUACUGUUUUGAAUAAUGUUACAAGCUCGAUAAACCCGUUGUGGAUGAUGAGAAAGCAGCAAAACGUCUAAGUGGAGAUUCCUACUCAUCCGGAUAUUUCAUGUAUGACAUUUCCUGUUUGUGGUACGGAGUCAUUGGUUUUCUGACAUCUUUCCUCAUAGGAUCGGCCGUCAGUUUUGGCUGCAACAGACUACGCAAACAUUCAAGGCCAGAUUCAAGGUUGAUUUUUCCAUUCAUCCGUGAGCUA